AUGAGUGAUCAGCGCUGCGAUAUCGCGUCCUCUGGUGACGCUAUAGAAACUCUGAAACUGAAUCGAAAAGUACCGCUGACAGCAGGGGCAGUCAUCUCCCUCUCAAUUCUUUGCAUCGCUUUAAUGUUGCCUGGAGCUGAACUGGCAAUCCCGAGCCAAAAAGAAAAAUCGCAUUCGAUGAUGUUAUCACUGAAAACGAAUCAAUCCCGCCCAUCAGCUCAACAAGAUCCACCUUGCUCGGGUUAUUUUGUAUUCGUUGUGGAUAAUUCUAUUAAUACUGCUUACAAUUAUGAUAAGAUCGUGCAAUCACUAGCAUAUAUAACAGAUAAUUGGAAAUUAGAUGAAAAAUUGCAACUCACAGCCGCAUCUGCCGCCGAUGGUUCCAUCGAUGCGAAUGAUUUCGCGAAGAAUAUCACAGAUUGGACCCACAUGUUGGAUGGUUUGAGCGAGAUGCUGGGGACUUUCGAUCCUCCAUUGACACCAAUUCAGUAG
Molecule: messenger RNA, 492 nt
Organism: Anisakis simplex (herring worm)
Lineage: Eukaryota; Metazoa; Nematoda; Chromadorea; Rhabditida; Anisakidae
Source: the annotation of a GenBank genome assembly